Messenger RNA from Megalopta genalis, 1375 nucleotides. RefSeq names its product Electron transfer flavoprotein beta subunit (gene Etfb). Lineage: Eukaryota; Metazoa; Arthropoda; Insecta; Hymenoptera; Halictidae. Gene Ontology annotation, cellular component: mitochondrion. Gene Ontology annotation, molecular function: electron transfer activity. The record is from RefSeq and is a predicted model, not a curated record. Gene Ontology annotation, biological process: amino acid catabolic process; fatty acid beta-oxidation using acyl-CoA dehydrogenase.
UCAAGUUUGACGUCAUCUUGAUCCAAAAAUUUAAAACACUAUGUUUACUGUACCGUUUUCGUAGUUAAAUACUUAAUUAUUUAAUUUUUCUGGAUUUCUGUACUGUAGCUUACAACCCGAAACAGCCAUGUUGUGGUGUUUACUUACAACAGCGCGCACUAGAUGAAAAUAUGUCCACGAAACGAACAUACUUGUUUCAUAUCACAAGAGAAAUUGAACUUUAGACUAUUGUCGUCGAAUUAGUCCCGCCACGUAUAAGUGAGGUUCAGUAAUUGAUACUUUAGGAUAAAUGUUUCAAAAAAGAAUUCAUUCUAAUUCAUAAUUUUGAACGAUAUAUCGAUCUGUUUAUUAGUUAAUAAUGGCGCGUGUACUUGUAGGAGUGAAGAGAGUUAUCGAUUAUGCAGUUAAGAUACGCGUAAAAACAGAUAAGACAGGUGUUGUAACAGAUGGAGUGAAACAUUCAAUGAACCCUUUCGAUGAAAUUGCAAUUGAAGAAGCUGUACGAAUGAAAGAGAAGAAAUUAGUUCAAGAAAUAAUUGCAGUUUCAUGUGGACCAUCGCAGUCUCAAGAUACGAUAAGAACUGCCCUUGCAAUGGGUGCUGAUAGAGGAAUUCAUGUUGAAAUAUCUGGACCAGAGUAUGAAACUCUGCAGCCUUUUCAUGUUUCUAAAAUUUUAGCAAAAUUAGCUCAAGAUGAGAAAGCAGACUUAGUUAUUGUUGGUAAACAAGCUAUAGAUGAUGAUUGCAAUCAAACUGCACAAAUGAUUGGAGGAAUUUUAGAUUGGCCAACUGGGACAUUCUGUUGUAAAGUAGAGAACAAUAAUGGUGAGCUAACAGUUACACGUGAAAUUGAUGGGGGUUUGGAGACCAUUAAAUUAAAAACACCAGCAGUUUUGAGUGCUGACCUCCGUCUUAAUGAACCACGCUAUGCUACAUUGCCAAAUAUUAUGAAAGCUAAGAAGAAGCCAGUGAAAAAGAUGACACCAAAAGACCUAGGUGUUGAUACUUCCGCCAAAAUUGAUAUAUUAUCAGUUGAAGAACCACCAGUUAGACAAGCUGGUACCAUUUUACCAGAUGUUGAUAGUUUAGUUGCAAAACUGAAGGAAAGUGGACAUAUCUAAUAAUAUGCUGUUGUUAAAUGUAAAGAUAGAUUUAUCUCAUUGUCUUUGUACUCAUUAUAUAUUUAUUAAAUGUUACUGUAUUUAGAACAGUUUUUUUAUACAGCAUGAGAUGUUGUAUCUUAUAUCUGAAUAAAUUUUUAUCGCAUAAAGUAAAGCAGUAGGUCCCCUUAUGAUAUAACUAUAUUCAUAAUAAAAUAUUGUAACAUUUUAUAUAUUUAUAUGUUUCUUUGGUAAAUAACAACACUGUGUUUUCUA